UUUCCAAAGAACAUAACUUGAUUCACUUUAGCAGUCAACGUUUUGAUUCAACUCCAAUUCCUCUGCACUGAAUUGUUUGUCCUUGGAACUGUUUUAGGUGCAAAACCAGAAAGAGAAAUAACAUGGCUGAAGCCGUAGUUUCUUACCUUUUGGAAAGGCUCGAUGGCUUAAUAGUUCAAGAGGCCUAUCUGUUGUUGGGAGUUAACAAUGAAGUCAGGAAGAUGCAAGCCGAGCUAAAGUGGAUGCAGGGCUUCCUCAAAGAUGCAGACAAAAGACAAGACGAGGAUGAAAGAGUUAAAAUUUGGGUUUCGGAUAUAAGAGAGACUGCUUACGAUGUUGAGGAUGUGAUCGACAAUUUCGUUGUCAAAUUUGCAUCCAAUAAAGGAGGAAGAAUCCGAAACUCGGUCCUCCACGGCUUGGAAAUUCAUAAACUUGCCUCGGCGAUUGAGAAGAUCACAUCCAGAAUCUCUGACUUGACAAGAAGAUUACAGACAUAUGGGAUAUCACCAAGAAAAGAAGGGGAUGGAUUCGCAUCGGAGCGGCAAAGGAAGCUCCGAUGGUCAUAUUCCCAUGUUGUUGAAGAACGUAUUGUUGGGUUUGAAGAAAACAUAAAGGAGCUGAUGGUGAAGUUAAUUCACGAAGAACGUUGCCGAGUCGUGUCUAUCUGUGGCAUGGGAGGUCUGGGAAAGACCACCCUAGCAAAGACCUUAUACCAUCAUGCAGAUAUCAGGAGACACUUUGAAGCUUUCGCUUGGGCUUAUAUUUCUCAACAAUGCAGAGAACGAGAAGUUUGGGAAGGAAUUCUGCUGAAGCUGAUCACCCCAUCCAAGGAGGAGAAGGAAGAGAUUUUGAGAAUGAGCCAUGAAGAGUUAGCUAAGAAGCUCUACAAAGUUCAGCAAGAGAAGAAAUGCUUGAUUGUAAUUGAUGACAUUUGGACCAGUGAGGCAUGGGAGUCUUUGCGCCCUGCUUUUCCUGUUGAAACAACUGUUGGCAGCAAGAUAUUGCUUACAACCCGCAAUAAGAAAGUAGGUUUGGAUGAUGAACUGAUUGGAUUCCUUCAUGAACCGGAGUGUUUAAAUGAAGAACAGAGUUGGGAGCUAUUCCAACAGAAAGCAUUUCCAGGGAAAAACAAACCAGGCUUUGUAGUUGACAAAGAUAUGGAGAAUUUAGGGAGGGAAAUGAUGGGAAGCUGUGCAGGUCUACCACUGGCCAUUAUUGUGCUUGGAGGACUUUUGGCAACGAAAGAAACACCGAAUGAGUGGGAUAUGGUGCAUAGAAAUAUCAAGUCACACUUGGCAAGAUCAAAAGAGCGGGGACGACAAGCUAGACUAUCUGAGGUAUUGGCUUUAAGUUAUCAUGAAUUACCUUACCAACUGAAACCAUGCUUCUUACAUUUGAGCCAGUUCCCAGAAGAUUUUGAAAUUCCAACCAAGAAAUUAGUUCGACAAUGGGUUGCAGAAGGAUUUGUAUCCUCACAAGAUGAAGUGGAAGUCGAUGAAAGGAACGAAACCAUGGAGGAAGUUGCAAAAAGCUACUUACAUGACUUAAUAAAUAGGUCUAUGGUUCAGGUGGGAGUGAAGGGUUCGACAGGAACAAUAAAAACUUGUCGCCUACACGACCUUAUGCGUGAUUUAUGCUUGUUGAAGGCCAAACAGGAAAACUUUAUGCAUAUUAUUGGUGUUUUUCCAUCUUUCACGAAUUCUAGACCAAAUUCUGCAAGCAGAAUUCAUAGAUGUGCGAUCCAUUUGGAUCAGAAUGACAAUGAUCCUGCUUUACCAGAAUACCAGAAAAACCCCAACCUUAGGUCCUUGUCCUUUUUCAGUCCAAAAAAACAUAGAAUAGGUAACAGGCGCCUUUUGAAAUCUGUGUUUGGUAAAUUCAAAUUGCUUAAAGUGUUGGAUCUUGAAGGAAUUAAAGGACUUGAGGAGAAGUUACCAGAAGACGUCAUGACACUAGUUCAAUUGAGAUUUUUAAGUCUGAAGAAAACACGUAUAAGAGAGUUACCAAAAUCUUUGGUCAAUCUGGUUGGCUUGCAGACUCUGAACUUGCAGACAAUUGACAAAGUGUCGUGGGAAUCGACAGUACAAGUGCCUAAUAUUUUAUGGAAGAUGGAGCAGUUGAGACAUCUAUAUCUUCCUAAGUGGUGUGGGAAUAUCACGGAUAAAUUAGAGUUGGCCAAUCUGACCAAUUUGCAGACUCUUGUAAAUUUUCCUGCUAAUAAAUGUGAUGUUAAGGAUCUUCUCCAAUUAACCAACCUCCGAAAACUUGUUCUGAAUGACCCUAGACACUUUGAAUCAUUUGUUCAAAUAUUUGAACAUCCAAAUAAGACAUUACCAUACCUGACAUCCCUUUCUUUAAAAACCGACCUCCUUUCUUUUCCGGAUAAGGUAGUUGAUUUACGGAAACUACUAUUAGGCUGUCCUCGCCUUUGCAAGCUGCAUGUAGAAGGAAGAAUAGAGAACUUACCCCGAGACAAUGAAUUCCCUUCAUCUCUCACCAAGUUAACUUUAUGGGGAUCCAGACUUGUUGAAGACCCAAUGGAAGUGCUCGGGAAGCUGCCUCGCUUAAAGUACCUGAGUGGAUGGGAAGUAUUCAUUGGAAAGAAAAUGACUUGCUCUAAGAACAGUUUCCCUCAACUAAAAACUUUACUUCUUCGAGGGUUGCCCAAUUUUCAGGAGUGGACUAUUGAAGAAGGAUCUAUGCCUACUCUUAACCGCUUGGGUAUUUCUGAUUGCUACAAGUUGAAGAUGGUUCCAGAUGGGAUGAGAUUCGUCACUACCCUCCGAGAACUAGAGAUUAGGUGGAUGUCAAGAGCAUUCAAAACUAGUGCUGAGGAAGAUGGGGAAGAUUUCUACAAAGUCCAACAUGUGCCUUCAAUUGCAUUUUUGAACUAAGAUAAAAACUACGGUUAGUGAGUUCAGGAAUGCUGUUAUAUACACACUGAUGCUUUGAAAGCGAACUGGCGCAGGAUGAUGCAGGGUUCUUUCAUUGCAGGAUUCUCCAUUAAGAUCUAGUUUUCUUGCUAAUAUUGUUAAGACUUAUCUUGAUUUAUGCCUGUUGGUGUUGCAUUAACUAUCGGAUAAGUUGCUUAUUUGUCAUGGAUGCUAGGUUGAUACAGCUAAACAUCAUGUGUGAAGCUCAUACUCAUGCAAUUUAUCGGAUUCGUAUGACAUUUGAAUUAAGAAUCGAAAGCAUUUAAUCUUUCAUCA
Molecule: messenger RNA, 3209 nt
Organism: Hibiscus syriacus
Lineage: Eukaryota; Viridiplantae; Streptophyta; Magnoliopsida; Malvales; Malvaceae
Product: putative disease resistance protein At1g50180
Exons: 3
Coding region: 123-2894 (923 amino acids)
Biological process (GO): defense response to other organism
Molecular function (GO): ADP binding
Source: RefSeq, a predicted model, not a curated record